AUGCGGCUGCUGCUGCUGGCCGUGCUGCUCUGGUUCUCGGUGGCCCGCGCGGGCUGCGAGCCCAAGAUCAUCAACAUCGGAGCCGUGCUGAGCACCAAGAAGCACGAGCAGGUCUUCCGCGACGCCAUCAGCCAGGCCAACAAGCGGCACGGCACCUGGAAGAUCCAGCUCAACGCCACCUCCGUCACCCACAAGCCCAACGCCAUCCAGAUGGCUCUCUCUGUCUGCGAGGACCUCAUCUCCAGCCAGGUGUAUGCCAUUCUAGUGAGCCACCCACCAGCACCAAAUGACCACUUGACCCCAACACCGGUGUCAUACACAGCUGGGUUCUAUCGGAUUCCUGUCCUUGGGCUGACGACUCGCAUGUCCAUAUAUUCAGAUAAGAGUAUCCACCUGUCCUUCCUACGCACGGUGCCCCCCUACUCCCACCAGUCCAACGUUUGGUUUGAGAUGAUGCGCUUUUACAAGUGGAACCACAUCAUCCUCAUUGUCAGUGAUGACCACGAAGGGCGAGCUGCCCAAAAGAAGCUGGAGACCCUCUUGGAAGAGAAGGAAUCCAAGAGUAAAAAAAGGAACUAUGACAGCCUCGAACAACUAUCCUAUGACAGCAAGCGAGGACCCAAGGCUGAGAAGGUGCUUCAGUUCGAACCAGGAACAAAAAACGUGACUUCACUGCUGCUGGAAGCCAAGGAAUUGGAGGCUCGGGUGAUUAUCCUCUCCGCAAGUGAGGAGGAUGCCACCACCGUCUAUAUGGCAGCAGCCAAAGAAAACAUGACUGGUCCGGGUUACGUAUGGCUGGUGGGAGAAAGAGAGAUCUCGGGCAACGCCUUGCGCAACGCGCCAGAAGGACUGAUUGGUCUACAGCUCAUGAACGGGAAGAAUGAAUCUGCUCACAUUAGAGACGCAGUUGCUGUGGUGGCCCAGGCUGUGCACGACUUGUUUGAGAAAGAGAACAUCACCGACCCUCCCCGGGGUUGUGUGGGGAACACUAACAUCUGGAAGACGGGGCCCCUCUUCAAAAGGGUGCUGAUGCAGACCAAAUAUGCAGAAGGCGUGACUGGCAGGGUGGAGUUUAAUGAAGACGGGGACAGAAAAUAUGCCAACUAUAGUGUCAUGAAUCUCCAGAACAACAAGCUGGUGCAGGUCGGAGUCUACAACGGGAGCCACUUUCUGCCCAAUGACCGAAAGAUCGUCUGGCCGGGAGGAGAAACAGAAACACCGCAGGGCUAUGAGAUGUCCACAAAACUAAAGAUAGUCACCAUCCACCAGGAGCCAUUUGUCUACGUGAAGGCCACCCUGGCCGAUGGGAAGUGCAAACCGCUGCUCAACAGCACGGGGGGACUGGUGCAGCAGGUGCUCUGUACGGGGCCCAACGAGACCAUGCCAGGACGCCCCAGUGUAAUGUUAUGUUGCUAUGGCUUCUGCAUCGACUUACUCAUCAAGCUUGCAAAGACCAUGAAUUUUACCUACGAAGUACAUUUAGUGGGUGACGGUAAAUUUGGCACACAAGAACGGGUGAACAACAGCAACAAGAAGGAGUGGAAUGGGAUGAUGGGGGAGCUGCUGAGUGGCCAGGCUGACAUGAUCGUGGCACCAUUAACCAUUAACAACGAGCGCGCUCAGUACAUUGAGUUUUCCAAGCCUUUUAAGUAUCAAGGACUGACCAUCCUCGUCAAGAAGGAAAUCCCCCGCAGCACCCUGGAUUCAUUCAUGCAGCCAUUCCAGAGCACCCUGUGGCUCCUGGUGGGGCUGUCGGUGCACGUGGUGGCCGUGAUGUUAUAUCUGCUGGACCGUUUCAGUCCCUUUGGCCGAUUUAAAGUGAACAGUGAAGAAGAGGAAGAGGACGCCCUGACCCUUUCAUCGGCGAUGUGGUUUUCCUGGGGGGUCCUUCUGAAUUCUGGCAUUGGAGAAGGUGCCCCAAGAAGUUUCUCAGCUCGGAUCCUUGGCAUGGUCUGGGCUGGUUUCGCCAUGAUUAUCGUGGCCUCCUACACUGCCAACCUGGCUGCUUUCCUGGUUUUAGACAGACCGGAGGAACGAAUCACUGGCAUCAACGACCCUCGGUUGCGAAACCCUUCGGAUAAGUUCAUCUACGCCACAGUGAAGCAGAGCUCGGUAGACAUUUAUUUCCGGAGGCAGGUGGAGCUGAGCACCAUGUACCGGCACAUGGAGAAACACAAUUAUGAAAGCGCCGCCGAAGCCAUCCAGGCUGUUCGAGACAACAAGCUCCACGCCUUCAUCUGGGACUCGGCUGUACUGGAAUUUGAAGCCUCACAGAAGUGUGACCUGGUGACUACAGGGGAGCUUUUCUUCCGCUCCGGCUUCGGCAUUGGAAUGCGCAAAGACAGUCCCUGGAAGCAGAACGUCUCCCUGGCCAUCCUCAACCUCCAUGAGAAUGGCUUUAUGGAAGAACUGGACAAGACUUGGGUGAGAUAUCAGGAGUGCGAUUCCCGCAGCAAUGCUCCGGCAACACUCACCUUCGAAAACAUGGCAGGUGUAUUCAUGCUGGUGGCUGGAGGUAUUGUGGCCGGGAUAUUUUUAAUAUUCAUAGAAAUAGCAUACAAAAGGCAUAAAGACGCCCGGAGGAAACAGAUGCAACUGGCGUUUGCGGCAGUUAAUGUGUGGCGGAAAAACCUGCAGUCCUCUCUCUCUCUUGUGGCCGUAGGAUUCACCUUCAGAAAAGGCCCCGAGCAUUUUUAUUUAGUGGAUAGAAAAAGUGGUAGAGCAGAACCAGACCCUAAAAAGAAAGCCACUUUUAGGUCCAUCACCUCUACCCUGGCCUCCAGCUUCAAGAGACGUAGGUCAUCCAAAGACACGACAGCCCCGCGAUGUCACCACGCCCAGCAUCCGUGAGCUGCAGUGCAGAUAGCCCUGUAGAGAGUCCCGGCUUCAGGAGCUGCUCAGCACAGGGUGGGCUCUUGUCCUGAAUGUUGAUUGACUUUUGUCCUGUACCCACGUCCUGUAUUACGGGGGUCUGUAACGGGCAAGGAGCGCGAGGCCCAGGCAGGGGCGAAGGGCAGGGCCCAGAGACCCUGGGAGGAGGGCGCCAGGAGGAGGGGGGCAGAAGGGGAAGGGGGGCAUGAGCAGUCUCUGAAAUGUCCCCCGUCUACGGAGAAGAGAUGCUGAUUGGCCGGACGUUGGUGGAACUCCAGGGCUGUCAUGGCUGAAACGCGCCUGGAGGGGAGUAGUUGCUCUCCAGGUGGUUGAACCGGAGGGCCGCAGAGGCUGUCGUGUGACACGUCCACCCACCCCACCACCCUGUCCCAGGCGGGGAUCCCUGAGAGAUGAUGCAGGUCUAUGCUGUCCUGGCAGGCAGGUGGGGAAGGCGCAAGCAGGACCAGGAGGGAAGAGCAGCGGUCCAGCUUGGGGGGACCAACGACUACAGCUCUGCCGCCAGGCAAGGAGUGGCAAAGGAGGCCACCGGCUUCCCGCUAGGCAUUCCCUUCCCAUUCCGCUCAUGUGUGCCAAUCAUGCUUUUUUAAAAAAGGGUGGCUACAACAGCAUCUUUUUUAAAUCUCUGGGGCAAUUUGAAGUUUAUGUUUGCCACAAACUAUUGCUACGGGCAAGCAAGUAGCUUUGAACUCUCUAAUAAAUGUCCUACUAAUAAAUUGAGGGGAUCUGCUAUUGUUCCCCAAAAGGUUUUCCUCAGAGAAACCAAACAAGCUGAGUGGGCUUUCCUAGGCCAUUCUGGCCCUGCCUCCCUCCCUCCCUCCCUCCUCCAGCAGGGACAGCAGAGACCCUUUCAGAGGCCUGGCCUCCUAGCAAUUACCUUCCCAAUUUAUCAUAAACCAUAAAGCUGACUGAGUUGCCUCGUUCUUUACUCACCGGCCACUGAAGCCACAUCCUAGGGUGCUAAAACUAAGAGGGAGAGGAAAGUGGUGGCUCUGGGGAGAGAUUUUGGGUCCAGCCCUGGCCAGCUUCUCUCCGUGGGCUGCAUCCUGUGCAGGGGACCUUCGACCGGCACUCAGCAUGCGCAGUCUGUGGCGCAAAGCGAGGGGCAGAGACGGCCCGUGCAUCAUCCCUGAGCGAUCUCCCACCAGGACGUGCGUCUCAAUUGCAUCAGCUGCUCGCAGCCAACCCCUCCCCGCCUAACAUCUGGCCCGUCUGUCUGUCUGUUUGUCUCUUGCAGCAGUAUCACCCCACAGACAUCACUGGGCAACUCAAUCUCUCUGACCCCUCUGUCAGCACCGUGGUGUGAGAUCUCGGGACGGACCAAUGGAGACUCUGAGGGCCCUUCUGGAGACACCAAAGGGAAGCCUUUGACAUCCACCCACGGCGUCUGCAUUGCUUUCUUCCCUCCAGCCCUGGUAGAUCCCAGCUUUCUCCAAGGGUGACCAAUCUCGUGGCCUUGGCAUGAACUACUGAAGAUGAGGCCUGGGAGCACCUCCGUUCUUUCUAGAGUGUGGCCUCUAUUUACUUCUCCUCCGAGACACGCAAAGAAGGUAGUUCUGAGGGAGACCCCCACCACCAAGGAGAGGCUGGACGGCACAUUCAGUGAAGCGGACUGGGUCUCUUGCUGAGGGGAAGAGUCUCGUCAUCAUUACAUGCAUGCACAGAACCUUUUACGCCCAUCUUACUUCACACGACUGUUCCCAGACUAUAUCAGGGGGCCGUAAAGAGGCCCCCCCACCCCACAAUUCCCUAUGUUUAUAUAUAGCAUUCUGUAAAAAAGGCCUGUCGUCCAUCACCUCCCACCCAGAGAGCCCUGUGGCCUUUUUUUGGCUGCCACCGUGAAGGUGCCGGUGUUCCCUCAAGACACCGGAGGUUUUAUCUGAUGUAGGUGUGUGUGUGUGUGGGGGGGGGAAUCUCCCGUCUCUCCCUGUUUUGACUAUUUCUUAUCUCAUUUGUGAAACAGAGUUUUAGUCAACUCCUUCCACACCUCCCACCUGGUAAAGCAACAUCUUCGGUAGGAUGGGAAGUUCCCGGCUUCUCUGCAACUCUUUGCUGACUGCCUAUCCAAACCUCCAGCUCUGCUCCUCCUCUGCAGAAGUGCUUUCCAGUCUCUGCCCCGAUGGAUACUGGCGCUAAGCCCUUUGCUCCUCUCCUGGGCUGAGGAAAGGGGGAGCUUUAGAGCUGUUCCUCUGUUUUCACAGGGUUUAUGGCUACACCCAUCGAGGUUUCUAACAAGCUUCCUCUGGCAAACAGGCACUUGCCCAAGAUCUGCCAGCCUUUUAGACAGAGAGAGUCCUGAUUCUUCCCUCCCCUGGCCCCAAUACGGGCUCCUCCGAACCAAUGAUCCUGCAGUCCAGCAUAUGCCACUGCCUUGUGGAAAGAAAGCCAGGCCUUCUGACUCUCCAGCUGAGAGUUAUGUUACUUCCAGAGCUUCCAUCUCUGGCCCUUGAGCCUCCCAAUAUUUUCAUUCCGUUACUCCGGAGGCUCCCUGCCAUGUAACACUGGCCUGUCUUCUAGGAUGGCUGUGAGUUUGACUGAGGUAACCCUAUAAAAAUACCCUUGGGAUGUUAAACUAGAACCCCAAAUUCAUUUUUGCACUUGUGGGUGCAGAAUCUCAAUCCAGAUGAAGACAAUCCCACUUGUCCAAAGAUUAUCCUCUCUAUUGAGAAGCAGAAGCACCUUUAACCUGCUCCCGUCCAUGCCUCAAGGUCAGUGCUCGAGCCCAGGGCAGGCUGCAGGCAGAAGGGGCCGGCUGCCCUCACCCCGCAGGCAUGGAGGUUGGGCAGCUCUGAGCCAGAGAGGCCAGCGCUUCCGAGAGUCAGCGAACCUAGGCUCCACGGUUCAUGUUGCAACUGCCCAGGGCCCCCCACAAUGGUUAGCAGAGCAGCGCCAAUUUGGGAUUUAUCCCAAGAACUCCAAACUUGGAGGAGGCACCUCAACAAGCAACUACCGCCUGCUCUUCCUACUGGAUCACUCCCCUCCCCCCCCGCCAUGUACCCUUCAACCCGAAUCCUAAUUUACAAAGCUGGCCUGUGUCCACCCACCCACGGAUUCUGUACAUGCUUACUCAGAGGUAGGGCCCACUGCAUUCACUGGGACCUUCUCUUGGGUAAGUAGAGAUGGAACUGUAUUUCUAACCAGGCUUUUUGAAAUAAAGCGUAUGACCGUGGACAGGGGCCCAGAGCGGCACCGAAGAAGCAGCGUUCAGUAAUUAAGAGUUAUCGUGUAUAGUUCUAUGGGUUUUGGUAAUAGUGAAUUUAAAUCAAUUAAUUUAAAAUGA
This is a messenger RNA of Crotalus tigris (Tiger rattlesnake), 6169 nucleotides long. RefSeq names its product glutamate ionotropic receptor NMDA type subunit 1 (gene GRIN1). Gene Ontology annotation, cellular component: plasma membrane; NMDA selective glutamate receptor complex; neuron projection. Gene Ontology annotation, molecular function: NMDA glutamate receptor activity. The record is from RefSeq and is a predicted model, not a curated record. Lineage: Eukaryota; Metazoa; Chordata; Lepidosauria; Squamata; Viperidae. The transcript is spliced from 22 exons. The coding region runs from base 1 to 2850 and encodes 949 amino acids. Gene Ontology annotation, biological process: monoatomic ion transport; chemical synaptic transmission; regulation of membrane potential.